Molecule: messenger RNA, 492 nt
Organism: Symbiodinium sp. CCMP2456
Lineage: Eukaryota; Dinophyceae; Suessiales; Symbiodiniaceae
Source: the annotation of a GenBank genome assembly
AUGUUUUACAGUUGCUUCUUGUAUCUUGCUGCCGCGAUGGCUCGGCGAGUGGAGCGGCUGAUGCUUUCCACGCCGCUGGUGCCUAGGAGCUUGGCAAAAAUCCGGGUCGUGUGUUUCCAGGAGAACAAGGUGGCCACGGACUGGAUGGGCCGCUUUCUGCCGAUGCUCCGCUUUGCGAGCCCAGACCUGGGAUUCGACUUCGAGCGGCUGAAGCUGCGCCGUCAGCCGGACGAGGACUCGGCGGCCGAGGCGGCCGAGGCGGCCGAAGACACCUCGCAGGAGGUCUCUGCAGAGUCACCGGAGCCGCAGGCCCCAGAGCCAGAAGCAGAGAGGAAGGAGCUGUCAGUCAGCGAGGCUGAAGCGAGAGAGUGCGUCGAGGUGCAGUUCGCAGACGGGAGUUCCCAGCGCCUGAACCUGCAGCUCUACGUGUCCUCACAUCAACUGAUGCAGCGCAUCUUGGAUAUUGAUGCCGACAAGGCUGCGAAUGCGUGA